Messenger RNA from Dermatophagoides farinae (American house dust mite), 4536 nucleotides. The record is from RefSeq and is a predicted model, not a curated record. Lineage: Eukaryota; Metazoa; Arthropoda; Arachnida; Sarcoptiformes; Pyroglyphidae.
UUUUUUUCUCUUUAUUCUCUAUAGAAAAAAGCUGAACUGUUUCUUCUGUUUCUGAUUGAAGAAAAGAAAAACAACAAACAGAUAUUCAGACUACUACUGCUGUUGAUGCUGCGCCACUUGGUGGGUUUUUUGUCAUUGCCUCCUCCGAUAAUUAUGAUGAUGUGUUGGCUGAAUUUUAUUUCGUCGGGCAUAUAUUUCACAUCAUUUAUGUGAUGAUGAUGAUGAUUUGAUUCAAUAAAACAAAACUCAGAUGAGUUCUGUGUCUAUGUGUGUCUAAAAUCGAUUCGUUCAUUUUUUUUUUUUUUUUUUUGGUUGAUUUACCGGCUGAUUUUUGUAAAUAAUUUUAUGUUCAUUUUUGUGUAACAUCUUUUGGCCAAAAUUUUUGAUAUUAAUCACUCACAUCUCCUUUCUCUCUUUGUUAGUAAAUCUGAUUUUAUUUUUUGACAAAUUGAUUGAUCAACAACUCCCACACAAACACACACACACACUCACACAAAAAAAAACAAACGCAGCAAAUCAGUCAUAAUGUCCAGUACAACAACAAAUGAAUAUGAAUCAAAUUAUGAUUCCGGUGGUGGAAUCAUCAUGUCCACCAAUGAUAUGGCAUAUAGUUAUCAUAAUAAUAAUUCAUUCGGAUCGGGUACAUCAUCAUCACGAUCAUCCGGAUCAACAGUGAAAACAUCAUUUUUUCAGUCUUCAAAUCAAUCCAAAUAUGAAGAUUUAAAACAAAUGUUGGAAAAUUCCAAAGAAUUAUUGAAAUUAGAAGCAAUGAAACGAAUCAUUACAAUGGUAGCUAAAGGACGAUCAGCUGAAUCGGCACGAGAAUUGUUUCCACAUGUAGUGAAAAAUGUUGUAACAAAAAAUACUGAAUUGAAAAAAUUAGUCUACCUAUAUCUAACACGUUAUGCAGAACAAGAACAAGAUCUGGCACUUUUAUCCAUUGCUACAUUUCAACAUGCACUUAAAGAUCCAAAUCCAUUGAUUCGAGGAUCAGCAAUUCGUGUUCUUAGUUCGAUUCGUGUUCCAAUGAUUUCACCGAUCGUAUUGAUUGCUAUCAAAGAUUGUGCCAAUGAUAUGUCACCAUAUGUAAGAAAAAUUGCUGCACAUGCUAUACCGAAAUUAGUAUCGCUUGAUGCCGAUAUCAAAGAUGAAGUAAUCGAUAUUAUUGCUAAAUUAUUGGCCGAUAAAGUUAGCCUUGUUCUUGGAUCGGCCGUAGCUGCAUUCGAAGAAGUUUGUCCCGAACGUUUUGAUCUAAUACAUCAGAAUUAUCGUAAACUUUGUCAAUUAUUAGUAGAUGUCGAUGAAUGGGGUCAGAUUAUCAUUAUCAACAUGUUGGUUCGAUAUGCACGUACACAAUUUAUAAAUCCAAAUCAAUCAUUAUCAUUAUCAUCACCGUCACGUGUUGAUCCAGAUCAUUUACUUCUAAUACGUUCGGUGAAACCAUUAUUACAAAGCCGUAAUUCGGGUGUUGUAUUAGCCGUUAUACAGCUAUAUCUAUCGGUUGCACCACAUUUUGAAAUAACCGCAUCAUUAGUUCGCCCAUUAAUUCGUUUAUUACAUUCACAUUAUGAAAUUCAAUUGAUUAUAUUGAAAAAUAUUGUUACAUUAACAUCGGCUGAAUUUAAUCAAAAAUGGCUUGAAGAUAAUGGUCUUGUACAACGUUCUAAUAAUGAUGAUGAUCAUAAUAAUAAAUCAACAGCUACCCAACAAUCAUCACAAUUGUUAAUGUCAACCGAUUCUAAUUGUGUCCAUCAUCGACAAACAAAUGGUGAGAUUAGAAAAGAAUCAGAUGAUGAAGAAUCUAAUGAUGCUGAUGAUAAUAAUGAAUCGGAUACAGAAGAUCAAUCCAAUAAUCGAACACCAAUGAUUCGUACGAUUAAAUCAUUAUUUGAGCCAUAUUUAAAAUCUUUUUUCGUUAAAGCAAAUGAUAGUACACAGAUCAAGAUAUUGAAAUUAGAAAUUCUAACAAACCUAAGCAAUACGGGUAAUUAUAUAUCGCUUGUAUUGCGAGAAUUUCAAGCCUAUAUUAUGAACUAUCAAGAUGAUCUUGAAUUUAUGUCGGCUACGAUCGAAUCAAUCGGUCAAUGUGCAUCACGUAUCAAAGAGAUUGCACCUGUUUGUCUAAAUGGUCUUGUAUCAUUGUUAUCGAAUCGUAAUGAAACAAUUGUUGCACAAAGUAUCGUCGUCAUACGUACACAGAUUAUUAAUAAAGAUCAAACAAUAAUAUCGAUGAUUGUUAAACAAAUUGUACGAUUAAUGACAAAAAUUUCAACACCACAAGCACGUGCAACAAUCGUAUGGAUUGUAGCUGAAUUUUGUCAUCGUAAUCGCCAUGCACGUCGUUUAGCACCAAAUGUUUUAUUACAGAUUGCUAAAUCAUUUUGUCAUGAACAUGAUCUGGUCAAAUUGCAAGCAAUGAAUUUGGCUGCUAAAUUAUCGAUUACAAUGAUCGAUGAUAAUGUUAAUGAUGAUGGUUGUGGUCAACAGAUCAAUACCAACUUGGAACCAUUAGAUAUUGAUCGUGAACGUCUUAAAUCAUUGAUAUCUUAUGUAUUCAAUUUGGCUAAAUAUGAUCUUAAUUAUGAUGUUCGUGAUCGUGGUCGUUUCCUUAAACAUUUGAUCGGUGAUCCAUUACUAGCAAGACGUUUAUUAUUGAUGCCCAAACAACAGCCAAAUGUUUCACAACGAAAUCAUUUACUUGUCCAACAACAACAACAAAUUGCACCGGAUGUCAUUAUGGCCGAUCAAUUACCACCACCACCGACAGUGGCCAUUCAUCAACAACAAUGUUUAACAAUGUUGGCUAGUUCCAAUGAUUCGAGUCGAUAUCGUUUUGGUACACUUUCACAUUUCCUCGGUAAACGUAUGCAAGAUUAUGAAGAACUACCGGAUUAUCCUACGAUUGCACCGGAUUCAAAUGUAAGAAAACAACCAGAACCUAUUGCUCAACCAAAAUCGAUUGAUAAAUCCUUUACAUUGACUGCAAUAAAUAAUAAUAAUGAUGAUAAAUUUCGUCUUCGACCACGUAAUGGAUUCCUAGAUGAUGAUGUAGAUGAAGAAGGGGAGGAGGAAGAUGAGGAAGAAGAUUCAGAUGAUUAUGAAGAUGAAGAUGAAGAAGAAGUAGAAGUAGAAGAUGAUGAACAAGAAGAUGAAGAAGAAUAUGAAGAAGUUGAUGAUGAUGACGAAGAUGAGGAAGAUGAUAACGAUGAUGUUGAAGAAGGUGACGAAGAAGAAGAAGAAGAAGUGAUGGUGGAAGAAGUGAAACCAAUACCAACAUCAAAACAUUUGAAACAAAAAUCAUCAAAAUCCAGGCCACAUCCAUCGUCAGAUGUUGAUCUAUUACUUGAUCUAAGUGAUUUAAAUAUAAAUGGUUCGAAUAUAAUGACAGCUGUAUCACCAUUACAUCAGCCAUUAUUACCGAUGAUGAUGAUGGCCAGCUCAAAUUCGAUUGUGCAAUCGCAACAACAACAGGAACCAUAUCGAAUACUGGAAUCGCCGGAAUCUGUUACAUAUAAAGAAUUUGAAUUACUCGAUGUAACCGCUACUGAUGGAUUCAAAGUAUCGUAUCGUUUUCCAAGGAUUAAUGAAGCAACAAAAACUCUAGUGGAAUUAGUAGUGAAAUGUACUUUGAAAAUUGAUGAUAACCGUAAUCAGAAUCGAAUCACAAUACAACCACCUUCGAAUGGAUCGAUUCAAUUUAAAAAUGUUGAGUAUCAAGCCGAUGAUAAUCAGGUUGUGAUUCCUAUAUUGGCUCCUGAUGAAACACGAUUAGUUACAUUGGCCGUGGAUUUUAAUGAAUCACCAUCAUUGGGUAUUGAAUUGAAAUUUAAUCGCAUACAUUCAGUGAAAUUGGUCGCACCAUUAGGCGAUAUUCUUUAUCCGGUUCGUUUCCGUACCGUUGAUGAUUUCCUACAGGAACGUUCAAAAUUAACCGGAAUGAAUGAAGUAACUGGCACUGUUCGUAUCGAAUCUAGCCAGCAAACAUAUAAAUGUAUGGAACAAUUAUGUACGACAAUCAAUCAGAUUUUAUUGAAUUUGGCAAAUGUUUGUACAAAUCAACAUUUUAGCAACAUUAAUAACGAUGGUGAUACUACUACAACAUCGGAUGAUAAUAAUCAAACACUAUAUUAUUCUGCAUGUACGGUUAAAUUUCGUUCAUUAAUUUUGAUUACAAUCAAAAUUGAAACCAAUAAUAAUGAUAAUGAUGAUGAUAAUAAUCAAUGGUCAUCAUUUACAAUGAAAACAAUUGUUAAUUGUGAAAAAAUGGUACUCGGAUCAAUGAUGAGUAAAUUGAUCAAAGAUGAAUCACAGAAAAAGCUGUGAAUUUUUUGUUUUCUCUCUCUUUUUCAUUCUGUUUGUCUGACCAAAGGUGUGACCAAGAAAACAAAAACAGAAUUUUUUUUCAAAAUUUAUUUUUUAUUAUUAAUUUCAAUAUAAUUAAAAAAUAUACAAAUUGAUAAUUACUAAUUUUUUUUAAAUUGAAAAGAAAUAAAAUCGAUUUUGAUGAUGCUGUUGAUGAAUGUAUCAUCUUUUUCA